Molecule: messenger RNA, 5926 nt
Organism: Delphinapterus leucas (beluga whale)
Lineage: Eukaryota; Metazoa; Chordata; Mammalia; Artiodactyla; Monodontidae
Source: RefSeq, a predicted model, not a curated record
GUAACAGUGCAGAAGUUGGUGUAUGCAGACCAGUUGUCCUGGGCAGGGUCUGAAGGCUGUAACCAUAUAAGUAGUCUCUUGUUCCUUCGCCCACAUAGGCCCGCAAAGCUUCCGACACCCUCUGGAGCUCUCCACGCCACUGCACUGGACAGAGGUGUCUGAGACCCUCCUUUGUCCAGUCCCCUGAGAGAAGGAAGGAGGUGCAGCAGAUCCAUCCCGGGCUCUCCCUGGAGGAGACCCGCCGCGGCAUGGCGCGGUCCAGUCAGCAGGCUGCAGAUCCCAGGCGCUUGCUGCUCUCUGGCGGCCGGAGCCGGGAGUCCGGGGACCCGGGAAUCGCACCUUCUACACUCAGCGCGCCCAAGGGCACCAGCAGUGACCGAGACGCUGGGGAAAGGGCGGGAGGGAGACUUAACUGAGUGGUAAGAGAGAGGAGGCGGGGUAGGGGCGCGGGAGGUGGAAGGGAGCGGACCGCGAGGGGAGAGGGCGGGCGUGAGCACCCGCGGCGCGGCGGGGGUGGCUUCCGCGGGGUCGGAGCACUAGCCAGCGCCACCGCCCUUUGGGACCCCGGAACGCCAGCUCGCCCAGAGCGCAGAUUCCCUUCUUCCGGCAACUGUGGCGGCUGGUCCCUCGGUGCCAGCGGCCCCUCUUCAUCCCCGGCGCUGCCCUUCCUCCCCUCCGUCCCGGCCCCGCGCCCAGUAGCUAGCUCCUCAGUGGUCGCCGCCCGCACCGCCCGGCCCCGAGCCGCCGCUUUGCCCGCUCGCCUGGGCACGCUGCGAGAGAGGCGCGCGUCGCCAGCUCCGGCUCUUCGGUCCCACUCCGCGGCCGCCCGCUCCGCUCGCGGGCAGCAGUGCUCCACGUCACAGGAACUGAGGCAGGACCCCGACAGGACCAGCGCGCGGGUCUGGAGCCGGAGCCCCCAGCCCUACCAGUCGCUCGUCCUGCGCCCAGCCCCGGCCCCCGACGGCUGCGCGUUGAGAUGACUUUCCGCUAUCUCCUGAACGUCAGUUUCGAGGGACCCUGCUCAGACAGCAGCGCCGGGAGCUCCAGCGCGGGCGGUGGCGGGGGUGGCGCGGGCGGCGCGGCCGCCUCCGAGGGCCGGGAGGUGGACGGCGUGCGGGUGACCGCAGGCGGUAGCGGCGGCGGCGGCGUGGUGGGCGCGGGCAACGGCGAGGACAACCGGAGCUCCGCUGGGGAGCCGGGGAGCACCGGCGCCGGCGGCGAGGUGAACGGCACGGCGGCCGUCGGGGGGCUGGUGGUGAGUGCGCAGGGCGUGGGCGUGGGCGUCUUCCUGGCCGCCUUCAUCCUCACGGCCGUGGCGGGCAACCUGAUGGUCAUCCUCUCCGUGGCCUGCAACCGCCACCUGCAGACGGUCACAAACUAUUUCAUUGUGAACCUGGCCGUGGCCGACCUGCUGCUGAGCACCACGGUGCUCCCUUUCUCGGCCACCAUGGAGGUUCUGGGCUUCUGGGCCUUCGGUCGGGCCUUCUGCGACGUGUGGGCCGCCGUGGAUGUGCUGUGCUGCACGGCCUCCAUCCUCAGCCUCUGCACAAUCUCGGUGGACCGGUACGUGGGCGUGCGCCACUCGCUCAAGUACCCAGCCAUCAUGACCGAGCGCAAGGCGGCCGCCAUCCUGGCGCUGCUCUGGGCCGUGGCCCUCGUGGUGUCUGUGGGGCCGCUGCUGGGCUGGAAGGAGCCGGUGCCCCCUGACGAGCGCUUCUGCGGCAUCACGGAGGAGGCGGGAUACGCUGUUUUCUCCUCCCUGUGCUCUUUCUACCUGCCUAUGGCCGUCAUUGUGGUCAUGUACUGCCGCGUGUAUGUGGUAGCGCGAAGCACCACGCGCAGCCUGGAGGCGGGAGUCAAGCGCGAGCGGGGCAAGGCCUCAGAGGUGGUGCUGCGCAUCCACUGUCGCGGCGCAAGCACUGGCUCAGACGGAGCCCACGGUGGGAUGCGCAGCGCCAAGGGCCACACCUUCCGCAGCUCACUGUCGGUGCGUCUGCUCAAGUUCUCCCGUGAGAAGAAGGCGGCCAAGACGCUGGCCAUCGUCGUGGGCGUCUUCGUGCUCUGCUGGUUCCCCUUUUUCUUUGUUCUGCCACUGGGGCCUACAUUCAUUCAUGGGCAGCAAUCCCUGGCCAGUCUACGUGAACAUCAGCAGACACCGGAAGCCACCUGCUUUCUCUGUUUGGAAGCUGGGCCCCCCUGGGAGGCCCUCCCCAGCUGGCUUUCCUGUAGUCCUGGGAGGUGGGCAGCUGUUCUCAGGACCUUCCUCCCAUGCCUUGAGGCCCCUCCUGGAAGCCUGGGGGCUCGGUCAGCACAGGGAGAAGAAAGGGAACGGCAUCUAUGGGGUUGCUUUUGCCCUGAGUCACUUCACCCACAGGUGCAACCAGCCAGCCCAAGCCAGGGCCUCCCACGCACCUGUAACCGCCCACAUUGAACAGAUGACAACAUUUCGCCAUAUUUGCCUCAGGUCACUUCCUCCCUCUCCUUUCAGAUAAACAGAACAGCCGCAACUAAGUUCCCUCCUCCUGUCCCUUCCUCAUUUUCUCCCUCUCUCUGCAGAGGUAGAUCUGGUGUUUAUCACUCCCACACACGUUUAUACUCUUACUACAAACACCUGAAUCUAUAAUAAUAAAUAGCAUUGUUUUGUGUGUCCUUUGGACUUAUAUAAAUUGCACCAGCUGUGCACAUCCAUCUUCAGUUUGCCCUUUUCACCCAAUGUUUUGUUGUUGAGAUUUAUCCAUUCUGGUUAUUUUAGCAACAGCAUAGUAUCCUGUUUGAAAGUAUGCCAUGGUGUGUUGAUGCAGUCUCCUGCUGAGUGUUCAGUUUUUCUAAUUUUUCGCUGUUAUAAUCAACACUGCAAAAGGCUACUGUUUUUUGAGGUCGAGAUCACGUCUCCCUCUUCGAAAAAGUCAUCCCUAAAUCUCCAUGGCCUCUGCCCUUGCUGGCAGACACUGCUCUUCCUCAACCCCUCGCCUCUGCUGCUCCUCACACCUCGCGUGGGAACCCUGGGGCUAUCUUGCGUCUCCCUUCCUGCCGGUCUACACUGUGCCCAGCCUCCCAUGGCAUCUCACCAAGUCUAGAACAAAGCCCAGGGCCACAAUGGAGCUGAAUUUAGUGGAUUCUGGUAAUAAUGAGCAAGCAGGACAGAGGCCAAGCAGGGAAACAGAAUAUUCUGAUCUACCAUGACGUGGCUUGGAGGGCAGGACAGCAGAGAGAACAGGAGGACAGAGCCUGUGGUACAAGCAGGAGUGGCCUGAGGGUUGUGCAGAAAGAAGGGGGGCCAGGAGCAACCCCCCCCCAGGAGCUCUGGGGCCAGGCCUGGGAGGAGGGAGGCGUCUUUGGAGGAACAGGGAACAUUCUGAGCAGCAACUUUUGGGGUUGAAUGUGGAAUCCAAGGAGCUGGCAUAUUUUGGUAGGAGGUGCCAGUAUGUGCUUGGGGGAAGAGGAUGUUGGGAACUUAGAUAAGGGGACCAAGGAUGGAUAUGGUUGCAGAAGCAGGAGUGUGGGGUACAGUCUCCCAGAAAGAGGAAGGAUGGACAAAGAGAAGAGAUGGGCUGGGGAAGGAGCCUUGGGGUGUACCCACUUUGAAAGAACCCAGAAGGAGGCAGAGAAGGGGGCAGCCAGGAGAAGGUGGUACCGCCCUUCUUGCAGGCCCUGGUUCCCACACCAGGUGUGAGGAACAGCAAACGUGGGAGGAUUGAGAAAAAGCACUGUGUGCCAGCCAGGGCCACAGGCCAUGGAAAUGAAGGUGCCCAGUAGGGCCACGACCUGGGGUUGUUGAGCAGACCCAGGGUGCCCUUCACCCACAUCUCCACACACAAAGCCAAGUGGAAGCAGGAGCCCCAGCCACAGCAGUGAUAUGGCCAGUGAGCAGCCCCAAUAGGCCAGAGGAUAUCAAAAGCUUUAGGAAGUGGGCCCAGGGUCCCAGUGGUAUACGCACAGGGGGCCAUGAACAGCCAUCUAUCACCUGAAAUGUUUUAGUCAAGCCAGAGCUGCAGCAGAGGGAGAUACAGACAAGGUAUGCUGACCUGUGGGGCCAUUGGGGCUCAAGUUGCUGGGCAGGAAAGAAUGGCACACAAGCACAGGGCACCUAAAAUCCUGAGGGUCUCAGAGAGGGACUAGGGGUCAUCCCCCACACCUCCGUUUCCCUGUCUGUGACUCGAUCUAGGCAGUGACUACAUUGGUGAAUAUAUAUGUAAAGUCAUCAGUCUAUACUCUUAAAAUGUACACACUUUAUAAACUUGACUGUCAGUAUCUUAUGCCUUAAUGAGAGAGAGAGAGGGAGAGAAGGCGGGAGGAGGCAGGAGGAGGUUGUGAGCCAUCUGAGGAACUGGCGUCCAGGCAGGAAAGCACACUUUGGCAGCCAGGUGUGGAGGGCAGAUUCAGCGUUUGCGUCUCAGAGUGCUGGCCAAGUACCGAAGGACCCAUCUCCACAGGCUCCCUGAGGUGGUGCAGGUUCCACAGACUCAAGGAGAGAGGCAGGGGGUGCGCUGCAGCAAGUUCUCAGGAAUGGCAUUACUGUUCCCUGGCCCAAAAACCUGAAGAAGAGGCUGGCAUUACAUCUCCUAUCUGUGCCUUUGUGGCACCUGGCACACAGUAGAUGCUUGGUCAGUGUGUGUAUAGGAGGAAGAAGUGGCAGAACCCAUGGCCUUUUCACAUCCUUCCGUGCCGAGGAUCUGGUUGACAAAGCACAGCCCUCUAUCUUUACUAUUAUUAUUAUUCCUGUGGUAAGAACAUAACAUGAGAUCUACCCUUUUAACAAAUUUUUAAGCAUGCAGUAUUGUUAACUCUAGGCACAAGGUUGUACAGCAGAUCUGUAGAAUUUAUUCAUCUUGCUUAACUAAAACUUUAUGCCUAUUGAUUAGCAACUCCCCAUUUCCCCCUCCCCUCAGCCCCUGGCACCCACCAUUCCACUCUUUCUUUGAAUUUGACUAUUUUAGCUACCUUCAUGGAAGUGGAGUCAUGCAGUCCUUCUGUGACUGGCUUAUUUCACUUAGUAUAACAGCCUCUGUGUAAGCAGAGACCUCCCUUACUCGCAAUGCAUUUACGCCCAUUUAUGUGACCUAAAAAAGUUUUUAAACAUAACAGCUAACAUUUAUUGAGUGAUUAUUAUGAACAAGCAGUGAGCUAGGGGUUUUAUUUUCCAUUUUUAAAAAUCAUGGAUAGUUUCAAACACAUAAGUAGACAGAACGGUGUGAUGGCCCCAGCUUCAACAAUAUCAACCCAAGGCUGAUCUUCGUUCAUUUCAAACCCCGCCCACUUUCCACCACUGCUUAUUAUUUUGAAGAAAAUCCCAGACACCGUAUCAGUUCAUCUGUAAAUUCUUCAAUGUAUAUUUCUAGAAGAACUUUUAAAAAAUAACCACAAUCCAUUAUAACACAAAAAAUAGUUGUUUAAUAGUACCAAAUAUCUUAGUGUUCAAAUGUUGCUGAUUGCCUCAUAAAAUUUUAGUUUAUUUGUUUGAAUCAGGGUCCAAAAAAAAGUACAUACAUUGCAUGCACUUGAUUUGUCUCCUCAGUUUCUUUGAUUAAUAAGAUUCCCCUACCCCCACCUUUUCCCUUUCAGCUUGUUUGGUGAAGAAACCAGAUUGUUUGUCCCAAAGGAGUUGCCCACAGUUUGGAGUUUGCAUCCCUAUUAGUGCCAUUUAACGUGUCCCCUUGUUCCCUGUACUUCCUGUAAACUGGCUUGAACAGAUUCAAGUUCAGUGUUUGAGACAAGAUUUCUUUUCUUUUGUGACGUUAAGAUUGAUCAGGGGUUCAGAUGCAGUCAGCCUGAUUCAUUCAUUAUAAAAUGUUCCAUCAGCUUUUCACCUGCUAGUUUUAGCAGCCAUUGACCAUGGCCUGGACCCAUUAUAUCACUGGGACUGAAAGUGGUGAUAUCCAAAUUCUGUCAUUCCUUCUGCAUUUGUAGACUAAAAUUCUAAAAAGAA